AUGGCAUCUCCCAAAGAACCUGUGUCAGUGUCUGCGGUAAAUACCAAAACGGAUGCCAGCAAAACCGUUGUCCGCGGCGCCUCCCUCCUCAUCAUCCUCCAAAUCGGCUCCCGCGCAGUCACCUUCAUCGCAAACCAGCUUCUCCUCCGCUUCCUGACUGCCCGCCUUCUCGGCGUCUCGACUCAAUUGGAGGUCUACUACCUUUCCGUCCUCUUCUUCGCCCGAGAAUCCCUGCGCGUUGCCGUCCAGCGCCAGGAAACUCAAGGCAGUGCCGCAGGCCAUUCCUCCAACAGCAAAAAGGAUGAUGAUCCGAAAGCUCGCAUAGGUCGAGAGAGCCAGGCCGUGGUCAACUUGGGCUACCUCGCCGUCCUCCUAGGCUUCUUUGUCACCAUCGGCCUCGGAUGGCUGUACCUCGCCUCCGUCGACUCGUCCACCGCCCAGACGCCAAACUUCCUCCUGGCCCUCCGCCUCUACGCCCUAGCCGCCAUCCUUGAACUCCUCUCGGAACCCUGCUUCGUUCUCAUGCAGACGCGCCUACGCUUUGGCACCCGCGCCACCGCCGAGUCCAUUGCGACCUUCCUCCGAUGCACCGUUACCUUUGCCACCGCCUUCUGGGCCUCCAGGGCUGGCGUCGAAUUCGGCGUGCUCCCCUUCGCCGUCGGUCAGCUCUCCUACGGCGCAAGUCUGCUGGUAGUCUACCUCUGGUCCGCAUCCCGACUCGCCCGCGCAGAUGGCUUCUCUCUCCUCCCAAAGAGCCUGGCUUCCAACUCUAGCGGCGUCGGAGAGGACUACCUCGCCUCCUACUUUUACCGCCCCACCGUCAGUCUGGCCUCCAGCAUGACAGCGCAAAGCCUCGUCAAGCACGUCCUCACCCAGGGCGACACCUUUCUCGUCUCGGUCCUGUCUACUCCCAAAUCCCAGGGCGUCUACGCGCUGGCCAGCAACUAUGGAGGUCUCCUGGCCCGUCUUGUCCUCCAGCCCAUUGAGGAGAGCAGCCGCAGCUACUUCAGCCGUCUGCUCUCCUCCCACGAUGCAAAGAUCAAAUCUUCACCAUCCACCAAGGACACGGCAGCAACAACCACAGCAAGCCAGCACCUUCAUACCCUCCUCAAAUUCUACAUCCUCCUCUCCUCCAUCAUCGUGAGUAUCGGCCCCGUCGCCGCACCGCCGCUCCUCUCCCUCGUCGCAGGCCAACGCUGGGCCUCCGAGGGCGCAGGCGACGUCCUGGCCGUCUACUGCUAUUACCUGCCCCUCCUCGCACUCAACGGCGUAUCCGAGUCCUUUGUCGCCUCCGUCGCCUCCGAGGCCCAGGUCCACCGCCAAUCCGCCUGGAUGGGCGCCUUCUCCGUCGCCUUUGGCUCGGCCGCCUUCUUCUUCAUGCGCGUCAUGGACCUCGGCGCCCAGGGCCUCGUCUACGCAAACUGCAUCAACAUGCUGUGCCGCAUCGUGUGGAGCCUCGCCUUCACCAAGUCGUACUUUGCAGGGUUGGAAACGCCGUUUGAACUCUUUUCGCUGCGGCCUAACGCCGUCACCUCUAUCGUCUGUCUAUCGGCGCCGCACCUCAUCAGGAGGGUUGCCGGGAUUGCCUCGGCGGGCGUGUCUACUUCCCCAUUCAAGGACCUCAUCGCCAUCGGCCUAGCCGCCGUUCCCGUCGUACUUUUGAUGUGA
Messenger RNA from Colletotrichum godetiae, 1668 nucleotides. Its product is annotated as Rft protein-domain-containing protein. Gene Ontology annotation, biological process: dolichol-linked oligosaccharide biosynthetic process; glycolipid translocation. The record is from RefSeq and is a predicted model, not a curated record. Lineage: Eukaryota; Fungi; Ascomycota; Sordariomycetes; Glomerellales; Glomerellaceae. The coding region runs from base 1 to 1668 and encodes 555 amino acids. Gene Ontology annotation, cellular component: endoplasmic reticulum membrane. The transcript has a single exon.